This is a messenger RNA of Hypomesus transpacificus, 6989 nucleotides long. RefSeq names its product F-box and WD repeat domain containing 7 (gene fbxw7). Gene Ontology annotation, biological process: proteasome-mediated ubiquitin-dependent protein catabolic process; ubiquitin recycling. Lineage: Eukaryota; Metazoa; Chordata; Actinopteri; Osmeriformes; Osmeridae. The record is from RefSeq and is a predicted model, not a curated record. Bases 3037 to 4653 code for a protein of 538 amino acids. Gene Ontology annotation, molecular function: ubiquitin binding. Gene Ontology annotation, cellular component: cytoplasm; nucleus. The transcript has 11 exons.
UGGUUCUGGGUUUGUGUUAUCGCUGCUCUCCUUCCUCCCUCAGAAGUCAGUGCCCGGAGCUUGUUCUCAUCAGAAUUCUGCCCGCUCUUCUUUACAGCCCCCACAGGCUGACACUGAAGGCACACAGACUUGUUCUUCAAAGGGGGAGAUAUGAUCCAGUGUAUGGCUUCCGUUUCUGAAAGGAGAAUAGCCCCGGUGCUUACUCCUCUGUCAGAAUCUGGCAGAUGGAUCUCUCCCAUCUUUCUCCCAUCUUUCUCUCCCAUCUCUCUCUCCCAUCGCUCUCUCCCAUCGCUCUCUCCCAUCUCUCAGGCAAUGAUGGGCAAUUCCUAUGGAUGCUUUUCUCGUUAAGAGAUCUUGAUCAAACUGAUUUCAUGUCAAUGCCUGUUUGACACAGCCAUUGAAUAAUUGGCCUUUCACAGAGAUGUCAUUCAAACGGAUGUCAUUUGAAAGACGCCGAUCCAGCCCGUUGGUUAAGCCAGACUUGACACUUGCUGUGAAAAAGAGCAGAUCCUCUAAUAGGCUGUUUUGUAGCAACAUGUGAUAACACGGGGGAGCUGAUGCCAUGUCGCUGGAGAGCGCCGCAGCCUCGCACGCCCACUCACGACCUCUCGUUCUCUGUCUCCAUGUCCAACUCCCUUCUUCUGUAGAAGGUGAGCGAGAGAGACCAUUACAUUACAUUUAGUCAUUUAGCAGACGCUCUUGUCCAGAGAGACUUACAGUACAGGGACAGUUUCUCAGAGGAAAGUAGGGUAAAAUGCCUAGCCCAGGGACACAACGUCAUUUGGCACGGCAACCUUCUGAUUGGUAGCCCGAUUCCCUAACCACUCAGCCACCUGCCCCUCAGACCUGGCCAGCAGGGCAGGGCACGGUGUGACCGAUUAGAAACCCCACAGACACAACUUGCCCAGCCCGUCUGGGGUUACCCUUUCCCAUACCUGAAACAUGAGACACAGGUUACACGCUCUGUUGAAUGCAUCCACUUAGGAGGACUGCCCCACCCCUUAAACACACACACAACAAACACACACCAUGCCCUAUCAAACAGCACCACCCUUUCUUACUUUCUAUUUCCUUUCACCCACCCACCCCACCUCCUUUCUCUGGUGUAGGGACUGCCAUUGCGGUGAGAUCAUCGCUUGAAGAACGGCGUGAGGUUUGCAUAUGAGAGCCCAACGAGCACAAACAUCUUAUAAAUCUCAACCACUUCCCUCUUCACACGAAACGCCUCCUAAUUUCUCAAAGAAAUGGAAAACACGUUUGUGCCCUCGGCAGCAUACACAAUGUGUUUUAUCACAAGCCUGUAUCCUCUGCGUCCGUGCACGCUUUUACAUAGAAUUUGUCAUCGACUCACGGUGAUCCCGAGAAUCUCGCUUCCCUCACUCAUUGUCAAUCUAUCUAAGGAGCUGUUUCUCCCCCCGUUUGUUUGGAUGGGCCUUGAUCAGUCGUCCGUCUCUCCACUCUGUGAAAUGAACCUCCCCACAUGGGGUCCUUAAUCGAAACCUUCAGCUCUUCACAGGGAAGCCCCCCCCCCUCCUCCCGUCCCUCUCGUCUCAUCACCCGUAGGCCUCAACUCUCCUCAGCCAACCGAUUUCGUCAUGACAACCUCAAUCAGUAAAGGUGUUUCAUUAUGGUGCGACGGAGAGCUUGUGCCACUGUUUAAAUAUGCCCCCUCCCCCCUCUUGAAGCAUCAGCGUCAAUCUAUUCAUUGAUUAGCAGUCAAAGUAGCAAAUUGGGCGGUUCUCUCGUCAGUUGCCAUUGUGAUUGGGGAAUCUAGUGAUUAUUUGCCUCCUCCCCCAUUCAGUGAAUCAGGUAUGGGCAAAAACAUCCACGUCUGAACCGGCUCCUUGGCUUCCUCUUUCUCGCCCUAUCCAGUGUGCCUGAUUGCACAGUGAGGCCUAGUGAACCUGUUUACGUAUGCGAGGCGAACCAAGCAUAAUGUAGUGUUGUGUUCAUGGCCUUGUGUACCGCGACGCUCUGGUCCACACGCGAGAGCCCUGGGGGUUUGACGAGGAGGAUGAACCGACGUCACGACCAGGCUUGGCCUUUGGCUUCCUGGAGACGAUACUGACUGGCCUCUGAAACACGACACGACACAGAGAGAAAUGGGUCUGACGGCUUUGAAAAUCCCAUGUGCCCCUCCCAAGGAGCCCUUUGCAUUCAUCCAGGGCACAGAUCCAUUUAAGACACUGUACUACCCCCCUCCCUCAAAAUAGUUUUUAUUCAAAUCAGCUUUUUGGUGCUCGGUGUGGCGAGUCAGUGGACACUGAGUCUUUUGUUUUCGCUGUUAGAUGUUCCGUAUCCAGGCUCCAACUAUGCAGUAAAGCAGGGCACUUGUGUGUGUGUGUGUGUGUGUGUGUGUGUGCGUUCGUGGAAGGACAGUAAAGAAUGGGGUUGCUCUAUUUUGCUCUCCAGCCAUCAAUAUAAAUCACACCAUUCUACUGCGGAGGGUCUAUGCUUCAGCGUUCCUGGUUAGCGUCAUGUGUUUGUGUCCAGGGCCUGCGGACAGCAGCCCUGCUGAAGACACGUCGGGUCUCGCGUGUCCUCGGGCCCUUGGCGGGACCUUACACUCCUGUCAAAGGGCCUUCAAGUGUGGAAUGCAUAAGUGAAACUCAUCAACAUACAAGCAGCGGCGACGCACAGCCUUUCAACUCAGCCCGGCUCCUAGGCCCCCUCAGUAAACACAGAUAAGGAGAAACGCUGAAACUUCAACACCCUUUCGUUCCCGGGCUGAAUAACAAGUGAAGCGUUGCGCUUCACAUACAUGUAUUCCCAUCCAGUGAUUACUAAAGCGUUAUGGGUAGAGGGGUUCCCCGUGAUGUGAGAUUGCAUAUUAGAAAGUCGUGAUGAAGACUCUUCAUAGAGUGAUAUCGGGUUGAUUGUUGUGGGAAUUAUUUUGCGGUGUGUUAUUUUCACCUUUCCAUGUCAUUUAUUUCCUUAAAUGAAUACCCUGCCUUGUGCAGUUCCUGAGAGCUGCUUGUAAAGGUUGAUACCAAGAUGGCAAACAUCCUCUGGCUUUGAACGGAAGUAAUCUGUAUAAUGAAGAGGAAGUUGGACCAUGGCCCCGAGGUUCGAACUUUCCCUUCCGGCAAAAAACCCUGCAAAGGCCCCGAUUAUUCAAGUCCAGGGCUGGUCCCGUACCCUGGACCCACAACCUUUGGGCACAUCCGAACUUCCAACGGGCAGGGCCAACAGAGACGGCGCAUCACCUCCAUCCAGCCCCCCACAGGGCUCCAAGAAUGGCUCAGAACAUUUCAGAGCUGGAGUGGCCCAGAGAAGCUGCUGGCACUGGAUGAGUUGAUUGACAGCUGCGAGCCCACACAGGUCAAGCACAUGAUGCAGGUGAUCGAGCCGCAGUUUCAGCGGGACUUCAUCUCCCUGCUGCCCAAAGAGCUGGCCUUGUACGUGCUGUCCUUCUUGGAGCCCAAGGAUCUGCUCCAAGCAGCGCAGACGUGUCGUUACUGGCGCAUCCUAGCGGAAGAUAACCUGCUGUGGAGGGAGAAGUGCAGGGAAGAGGGCAUCGAUGAGCCUCUGCCUCCCAGGAAGAGGAAGAUCGUGAAGCCCGGCUUCACCCACAGCCCGUGGAAGAGUGCCUACAUCAGGCAGCACAGGAUAGACACCAACUGGAGGAGAGGAGACCUCAAGUCGCCCAAGGUGCUUAAAGGUCAUGACGACCACGUGAUCACCUGCCUCCAGUUCUGCGGCAACCGCAUCGUGAGCGGCUCCGACGACAACACGCUGAAGGUGUGGUCCGCGGUCAACGGAAAGUGUCUGCGGACGCUGGUGGGCCACACGGGGGGCGUUUGGUCGUCCCAGAUGAGGGACAACAUCAUCAUCAGUGGCUCCACCGACCGCACGCUCAAGGUCUGGAACGCUGAGACAGGAGAAUGUAUCCACACCCUGUACGGGCAUACCUCAACUGUACGCUGCAUGCACCUGCACGAGAAAAGGGUGGUGAGUGGGUCCCGCGACGCCACGCUGCGUGUCUGGGACAUCGAGACGGGCCAGUGUUUACACGUCCUGAUGGGCCACGUGGCGGCGGUGCGCUGCGUCCAGUACGACGGGCGCCGUGUGGUCAGCGGCGCCUACGACUUCAUGGUGAAAGUGUGGGACCCGGAGACGGAGACCUGUCUCCACACGCUGCAGGGACACACCAACAGAGUCUACUCCUUACAGUUUGAUGGGAUCCACGUGGUGAGCGGCUCGCUGGACACCUCCAUCAGGGUCUGGGACGUGGAGACGGGCAACUGCAUCCACACGCUGACGGGUCACCAGUCGCUCACCAGCGGCAUGGAGCUCAAGGACAACAUCCUGGUGUCGGGCAACGCCGACUCCACCGUCAAGAUCUGGGACAUCAAGACGGGCCAGUGCCUGCAGACGCUGCAAGGUCCACACAAGCACCAGAGCGCCGUGACGUGCCUGCAGUUCAACAAGAACUUUGUCAUCACCAGCUCGGACGACGGCACCGUCAAGCUGUGGGACCUGAAGACGGGCGAGUUCAUCCGCAACCUGGUGACGCUGGAGAGCGGGGGCAGCGGCGGCGUGGUGUGGCGCAUCCGGGCGUCCAACACCAAGCUGGUGUGCGCCGUAGGCAGCCGCAACGGCACGGAGGAGACCAAGCUGCUGGUGCUGGACUUUGACGUGGACAUGAAGUGAGGGGGGGGGCAACGAGAGGGGGGGGGGGGGGGUGGAAAUGAAGGGGUGAGGCCCCCGAAAAGGUGGGAGAAAAAGCAGACUCUCGAGACACUCGUUCCCCUUCUCGUCUCCCGUGGCGACCCACAAGCAUUACUACCAACGAGCCGCAGGCCCCUACUCCCCCUCUGUGCCCUCCCCCCCACGCCCCCUCCCCCCACCCCUUCGUUAGGAGAAUGUUACUGACGAAUCAGCAGCCGCGGGCGCCCACGUCUUCGUCCAGCCUCCACCUCGCCGCCUACUCUGAUCCUUGGGUCAAGUUGGAGGGUGUGGUGGUGGAGACGGAAGGGGCGUGGCUUGUUCGCAGCUCUGCGGUUGGCUGGGAAAGAAGGGGGGGGGGGUGGUGGGGGAGAAGAAAACAUGGCUGAAGUCGAAGUCUCCGUGGUAACUCUUGACCCUCACCGGCUUAGGGGCAGCUUCGCACAGAGACUUGCUCGCUCAAGCCUGACACGUAAACAUUCAGAUGUAUAAAGAUAUAUUAUUUUUUAAUCCCACCCAACAUAAACAGCCAACUGUCUAACGGAGGGGGAAAACAAAUACACACUGUAAUACAGUACACGGCAGAAGAUGGAGGGAAAAGGUUGGUCACGAGAGGGUGAGUUCAGUGUUGAGCUUUUCUUGGUGUGUGCCAUGUUAGGGGGGCUCAUUUUGAGGGGGGGGGGGGGGGGAGAGAGAAACACACAAAGCUUGUCCCACUCAUCAGGAAGUGUCGGCCGAAAUUCAGACCCGUUUAUUGUCGUUAUUUUACCGUUCACUCCACUCCUUGUUCUUUCUUCCCUGGUUUGAUUUUCUUAGAAAAAUGUGAAUUUCACCUCAAGUUCAUUUUGUCAGCUCACCUUAAGGGUUUCUUUCAGAUUUUAGUUUUGUUUUGCUUACCGACAAGUCCCAGUAUUACACUUUAUUAGCUCUCAUAGUGUGAGUUUUAGUUUAUUUUGUUCUUCUUUUUGGUCUCUAGCUGGAGUGUGGAGCGUAGCCUCCCAGAUAAUAAUGCUGUCCUGAGGCUGCAUGGGAUUUGUUUCCUAAUGCUGGUGUCACGGUUGGCGGCAAGAACCUGUUUUCUCUACUCCGUUGAACAGCGCCCCCUCUCUCUCGAUCCCAGUACUGUUCUCCCCAGUGGCCAAACUGUAUUUAUGCUGCUAGAUGAACAGACGAGAAAAAACUAAAAAGAUGGAACUUCUAACUUGCUGUGACGUUUUAGUCCCAGACUAAAUUCCAAAAUCAACUCUUGAUAUGAAUAGGUUUGGACUUUUUAAAGACACACACGGUAAAAGAGCUACGCGAUGACAAAUAAACAACCAACAUUUUUCUUCUUUUUUUCUUCUUUUUUUUUGUCUUUGUUUUGUUUAGUUUUUGCCACUUAAACUUGAGCCAAACGUGCCUCUACGAGGCUAAGAGGAGGGAGUGUGUUUGACAGACAAGUGUCUGCGCGUGUGCUUGUGCGUGAGUGUGUGUGUGUGUGUGUGUGUGUUUUGGGGCAAAUCGUAAACACAUUCCUGGGGUCAAAGCUCUUUCAGCUUGUUCUUUGGGGUCAUGUACAAAUGUUGUAUGAACUGGCAAAGAGAAAAAGGAAAAACAAGCAAAACAUAUUGGUUUUAACAAACUGUCCAUGCGCCAUUGUGGUUCUGUUCAGCUCUAUCUGAAACAACAGGCACCGAUUUAAAAAAAUUACAAAAAUUACGAAAAAAUAUAAAGAAAAAAAAAAACAAGCAUACUGACAAGUAGUGAAUGCCAGGAGAGUCUUAGUGCUUUGAGUAUUACAUGUUACAGUUGAAACCGCUGGAGCUGCUCUGCUCUUAGCGGUAGCAGUCUCAUGGUUUGCGAAUGGCACACAAGCAACCAAGUGAACAGACAAAACAUUGUAGCCAAACAAAAAUCGUCUCAAUCUCCAAGAGUCACACAACUCAAGCUGAACUGUGAAAGUGGUAUAACACUGUAUAUUAAAAGAAAAAGAAAAAGAAAAAAAAAGAAAAACAAUCUUGCUCUUUCAUUGUUUUGUUUUUGUUUUUUUCCCUUCUGUUUAAUUUAUGGUCUGGUUUGAGAAAUCAGACAUUGCAGGUGUUUUAUUUUUUCAAAUUCAUGUAAACUGCCUGGCAAAAAAAGGAAACAGACAGAGGAGAAAAAAAACUUAAAGGGAUUGUGUAUUUGUUUGAUUCACUUAGAAUUUUUUUAAUUUUCUUAUAACUUAAGUGCAAUAAAAUGUGGGUUUUUCUUUUUUCAUUUCAAGCAUUUCGGUUGUCUGUGUUUGUCACUUGUGUGAAGGCGUCUUGUGUGUUCAAUAAAGCCUCUUCAGUUUCAUUACA